Molecule: messenger RNA, 408 nt
Organism: Monosiga brevicollis MX1
Lineage: Eukaryota; Choanoflagellata; Craspedida; Salpingoecidae
Exons: 5
Coding region: 1-408 (135 amino acids)
Cellular component (GO): mitochondrial inner membrane
Molecular function (GO): copper ion binding
Source: RefSeq, a predicted model, not a curated record
AUGGUUCCAGUCGAAGAGCGAGAGAUUCGCAUCCGAUUCAAUGCGGAUACGAGCGCCACCAUGCAGUGGUCCUUUAAACCCCAGCAACGGGAGGUCACGGUGGUUCCGGGUGAAACUGCGCUAGCGUUUUUCACCGCCAAAAAUCCAACCAAUCAACCUAUCAUCGGCAUCUCCACGUACAACGUUGUCCCUUAUGACGCGGGCGUCUAUUUCAACAAAAUCCAAUGUUUUUGCUUUGAGGAGCAGCGACUCAAUCCCGGGGAGGAGGUGGAUAUGCCCGUCUUCUUCUACAUUGAUCCCGAAUUCGCAGAGGACCCCAGCAUGUACAAGGUCCGUGAUAUCACCCUUUCGUACACAUUUUUUCAAGCCCGCAACACGGAACAGAUUGAAUCUAUGGACGAUGAAUGA